Molecule: messenger RNA, 714 nt
Organism: Lachancea thermotolerans CBS 6340
Lineage: Eukaryota; Fungi; Ascomycota; Saccharomycetes; Saccharomycetales; Saccharomycetaceae
Product: PITH domain-containing protein
Exons: 1
Coding region: 1-714 (237 amino acids)
Cellular component (GO): nucleus
Source: RefSeq, a predicted model, not a curated record
AUGUCGCACCAAUGCGAGCAUGAACACGAUCAUCACCACGACUCGCCACCACCUGCUACAAACAAUGCGCAGUCCCUGUUUUCGUUCGUUAACACGCCCAAUGUGCAGUGUCUGAACACCAACAGCCAUGGCUCCAGCGAUUCCGCCGCAUGCUUCAUCAAAAGCAGGGACGAUCAGUACGACGUUUCCAAAUACUUAGAGAGCGAUGCAGACUGUCAGAUGAUCCUCCACAUACCAUUCACUUGCAUUUGCCGGAUCUUCUCGCUCGUCUUAAGGACUAGUCGCUCUAGCUCGGGGACCACAUCGCCCAAGACCAUCAAAAUCUUCAAGAACUUCUCUAAAAACAUCGAUUUCGACACUUUGGAGGAUUCUAAGCCCCAACACGAAGUGGAACAUCCCCGCGACGUUGGGAUCGAUCUUGACGGUGCGCCCCGGACCGAAAUUACCGACACCGAUGACUCCAGCUUUGUCGAGCAUCACCUGCCUCGGCACCUGUUUCAAAAUGCGCACUCUUUGACUCUCUUCAUGCAGAGCGCCUGGGAAGAUGACGAGGACAUCACUCGCUGCUUCUAUCUCGAGAUGCGCGGUGAAAGCGCUGGUCAAAAGCGAGGGAACAACGCUGUGCCCCUUCUAACCGUGUAUGAGUCUGCACCCAACCCAGUAGAUCAUCAGAAGCUGGAGAAUGAGCAACAGGGCUCGAGUCUGGGUAUGUAG